This is a messenger RNA of Fimicolochytrium jonesii, 1047 nucleotides long. RefSeq names its product acyl-CoA N-acyltransferase. Lineage: Eukaryota; Fungi; Chytridiomycota; Chytridiomycetes; Spizellomycetales; Powellomycetaceae. Bases 1 to 624 code for a protein of 207 amino acids. Gene Ontology annotation, molecular function: acyltransferase activity, transferring groups other than amino-acyl groups. The record is from RefSeq and is a predicted model, not a curated record. The transcript has 2 exons.
AUGACGGUCAGGCCGCAGCUGUCCCUCGAGCCUGUACACUCAUCCGACAUUCCCACCGUGGCAGACCUCGAUGUUGCUGCCUUUGAGACCGAUAUCGUAGCGGUCCACAUAAACCCAAGAGGCACCACCACCCAAGCCCGUCUCGCCAACGUCAAAUACCGCCACGGGCAGAUGCUUGCUGACUCUGAAAAACGCGGCUUGAAGUUCUUCAAGGUUGUGCGUCAGGAUACCGGGGAAAUCGCAGCCUACGGGAUUUGGGGUUAUCACGCGCCGCAGAAGGACCCUAACGAGCCGGCAGACGACUGCGAUGAAGAGUUUCUGGCUGCCUUCGAGAAAGCGCUAGGGACGACGCAACAGCAAUUUGUUGGUGAUCGGCCCCAUUGGUAUCUCAAGUUGAUCUGCACUCAUCCCAAACAUCAGGGUCUUGGGGCAGCUUCGCCGAUCAUUCGCUGGGGUCUGAAGCAGGCUGAUGAGCAGGGGCUGCCGGCGUAUCUGGAGGCCUCGCCUAUGGCCCAACCUAUUUACGAGAAGUUUGGAUUCAGAGUCGUUGGACAAGCUGUGGUCAAUGACGCCGUUUCGGUUCCGGUUAUGGUGCGGGAACCACAACCUUCAAAGUCGCCAUAAGCAAGCGAUCGCGAGCGCGAGCAGAGUGAGUUCCUUGCGCUCCAUCACUCGCGCGGCCUUGGUUCGGUCUGGGAGCCCGAGGGCAAGCGAAGCGGCGAGCGAAGCAAGUCCCUUGCGCCAAAAGCGCAGUCCCUCUAACCACGGCCGUUAGCGAGCCUCGCCGAACGUUGGAUCUUUUGCGAGCGAAGCGAGCUACGCUCCGCCCACCGCAGCCCAGCCUCCUUGUAGCGAGGGAGCGAGCAGGGUAGCGUUCAACCGUCCGCUCAACCGUCCGCCCAACCGUCCGCUCAACCAACCAACCGACGCUUCGCUCACCCAUCUCUCUAGCGGCGUAUAUACAUAGACCCUUUCCCCAUGUGUCAUGUUGAUAGUACCUAUGCUGAGGUCGCCGAUGCCGAUCAUGGUCGCCAACAUGAAUGCAGU